This is a messenger RNA of Impatiens glandulifera, 1371 nucleotides long. Its product is annotated as serine/threonine-protein kinase PCRK1-like. Bases 58 to 1260 code for a protein of 400 amino acids. The transcript has 3 exons. Lineage: Eukaryota; Viridiplantae; Streptophyta; Magnoliopsida; Ericales; Balsaminaceae. The record is from RefSeq and is a predicted model, not a curated record. Gene Ontology annotation, biological process: protein phosphorylation. Gene Ontology annotation, molecular function: protein kinase activity; ATP binding.
AUAGGUGGGUUCCCCUGUCGAUCUUCAUUCUCAUCAAUUUCUCUACAGAUAUUGCAAAUGAAGUGCCUGCCGUUCUUCAGCAGAGAAGUGAAGUGUAAAGAUGAAGAAGAAGAAGGAACUAGAGCCGUUCCUUCUUCAAACUCUAGCUCGGAUAUGAACUCUCCAGAGAACGAUUCAUUCUCAAGUCUUUUACAAAGUAAAAGUAAUCUGAAUGUUAUAGCAUUCACUCUAUCCGAGAUGAAAACAGCCACCAAGAAUUUCAGUCGAAGUUCCAAAAUUGGUGAAGGUGGAUUCGGGUGUGUAUACAAAGGUUUGAUUAAGUGUGAUUCUUCAGAUUUGAUUAAUAAGAAGAAGAAAGUUGAAGUUGCUGUUAAACAGCUAGGAACAAGAGGAAUUCAGGGGCAUAAGGAAUGGGUGGCUGAAGUGAACUUUCUUGGCAUUGUUGAGCAUGAAAACUUAGUUAAAUUGGUUGGUUAUUGUGCUGAAGAUGAUGAAAGGGGAAUCCAAAGAAUUCUUGUUUAUGAAUAUAUGCCCAAUGGAAGUGUAGAUCGUCAUUUAUCGGCGACUAAGUCGUCGAUAACGCCACUUUCGUGGGCACUUAGAUUGAAAGUCGCGAGAGAUGCUGCCCGAGGAUUAGCACAUUUGCAUGAAGGCAUGGAAUUUCAGAUUAUAUUCCGAGAUUUCAAAUCUUCUAAUAUUCUUCUCGACGAGAAUUGGAAUGCUAAGUUGUCUGACUUUGGAUUGGCUAGACUAGGACCCGAGGAAGGAUUCACACAUGUCACAACCGGGGUUAAGGGAACAUUGGGAUAUGCAGCACCGGAAUACAUGCAAACAGGUCAUUUGACGUCGAAGAGCGAUGUUUGGGGAUACGGGGUAUUCCUUUAUGAACUAAUAACGGGGAGGCGACCAAUGGAUAGGAAUCGCCCGAGCAGAGAGCAACAACUGUUGAUAUGGAUAAGGCCAUAUUUGUCGAGUGAAAGGAAGUUUAGGCAGAUAUUGGAUCCACGGCUCGAUUGGAAGCAACAUAAUUCCAACAGGUGUGCAUUUAAGAUUGCAAAGGUUGCCAACUUGUGCUUGAAUCGAAAUGCAAAGUCGCGACCGAAAAUGAGUGAGGUUUUGAGAAUGGUGGACGAGAUUCUCGAGUCAUGGAAUCAAACCAAGGGGAAGGAGGAAGCCUUGGAAGGAAAAGCUACGAUGAAGCCGAAGCCUGAAGAAAGACAUUGGUUUGUUCGAACGUGUAGUGGAAUAGUCACGAAUUGAGAAAUUUGAUGUUUUUUUAGCUAGUUAUUGUCAUGUUUUAUGUUAGCUGAAAAAUAUGAAGAUUGUUUUUCAGAUUGUAUAUAAGUCUUUUAAGGAUAAUUGUUUUUGGUA